Rotaria sp. Silwood1 is the source of this 474-nucleotide messenger RNA. The record is from the annotation of a GenBank genome assembly. NCBI's taxonomy places the organism in Eukaryota, Metazoa, Rotifera, Eurotatoria, Philodinida, Philodinidae.
AUGAAACCGGAAUCGGUAUUCAAUGCCGAUGAACUUUCAAUAAUAACUCGAUGGAUACUUUCAUUAGCACCAUCAACUGUUAAUGAUAUGCUUUCAAUUGUUGUUAAACGUCGUCAAUUAUCUGAACAAAUCCAAUCUGAUAUUACACUUAAAUUACCUGAUGGAUCAGAAAAACUUUUACGAGACUUAUUUCAAGGAAAACCAAAUGAUUUAUUAUCUGCUUUUCGUGCUUCACGAUGGACUAUUCCAGAGAAUGGAGAACCAUUAACAGAAGAAAAUGUUGAAACAUGUGCAUUAAUGAAAUCGACAUAUCAACAUGGAGUUCUUGAACAUGUUUUUAAUCAAGAUAAACAAAUUAUUCGAACUUGGUUACUAGAUGGAUCACCUCUCAUAAAUGAAACACUUCAAGAAUCAACUGAUGAAAAUAAUCAUGUUGAAAUAUUAUCACAUAAAUUUUUUCAAUUUGAAUAUUAA